UAAAGUUUGACAGAUUGCUGUGCAAUAGUGUACAUAGUGAACGUGUGUGUUGUUGUACUGAAUAUUUUUUUUAUGUUGUGAUCAAGAAAAAAAUUAUAAAACAAUGGCUACCACGGUAGAGGCAUCCCAGUCCCUCAUCCAAUCGGAGACGAGGCACUACCAGGAGGUGGUGACGGAGACCAGGCAAGUCAAGAAGAAGACCAAGUCCAGACGGCAUAAGGAUGAGGGGUCAAUAUCUGUGUCGAAGAGUUCAGAAAAGCUAUACAAGAAGAUGAAGGCGGACAAUGAAAACCCGACAUGUGCGAAGUGUUCCAGACCAGUGUAUGCCAUGGAACGGAUCAAGGCGGAGAAGAGAGUUUGGCACAAAGAGUGCUUCAGAUGUGUCCAGUGCAACAAACAUCUCACAGUGGAGACAUAUCAGAGCGACCACACGACGUUAUACUGCAAGCCGCACUUCAAGCAUCUGUUUGAACCGAAACCUGUAGACGGGGAUGAUGAAACUGAUGCCGCACCAAAAAAGCAUCAAAUGAUUAUCUGUGAAAGUCAACCAGUCGAGCUGCCGCCAGAUGUCGUUAGAGCAUCUGACAAGCCAGACCUAGGCCUCGAAGAACUGGCCUCUCUCGAUGUGAAGUCUAGGUUCCAAGUGUUUGAACGUAAAAAUAAAGAAGAGGAACCAGUUUCGCUUGAGCCUCGAGCGCCUAGAGAGAAAAGUACCGCUCUUCUGUCGAAGUUGGCUAAGUUCAAAGCAAAGGGUAUGGAUAUCGGUGUAUCAGACGAGUAUCUCAACGGGGUUCAAGUGGAACGUAGCUCGAGUGAAGCUGAAGAUGAGGACGAGGAUUCCGUGCUGAAGAAGUCAUACGCCCAUAAUUCAAACCGGGAGCAGUCGUCUCUUUGUGAUAUGAGUGAGCUGGUGGGUCGCUUCGAGCGAGGUCCUCCCAGCGCUGAGAGACACCACCAACGAAAGCAAGAAAUACAAAACAUACGUAGUAGAUUGUUCCUGGGUAAACAAGCUAAAAUUAAAGAAAUGUACGAACAGUCCGUCAUGCAAUGUGAACAGAGUGUGACAUCAUCAGACAAGAUAGCUCGAGAAUUAGAAUUAGAUGCUGAAAAAGCGAAGGCUAUCAAACAACGUUUUGAAAACGGGGAGAUAUUUAAUGAUGAGAAUCAACCUCCGAAAAACAGGGAACUUGAUGAUCCAACACUGUUUAAUGAAGGUAUUGCCAAAAAAUCUAGAUCAAUUUUUUUGGAAUUAGACGCUAAUGCAAAACACAUGGCACCGUUGUCGCCCCCCGCGCAAGAACCACCUAAGAGAAAGGAAAUACCAUUCGUCCCGAAAGACGUAGUUCGCGCGGCUGACAAACUGGAAGACGUAAAGAUUGAAACUGCGGAUAUCUCUGAUCGCUUCAAGUUCUUCGAAACUUACAAACCCGAGACCAAACGCAAAGAAUUCCGCAUGACUCCACCGAGACAGCCACUGCGGCGCUCGCCGUCCCCCGAGCCGCACCGCGAGGCGGGCGCGGCGCGCGGCGAGCCCGCGGACGCCGCGCUGGCCGCCGGCCGCCGCACCGCCGCGCGCAUGAUCUCCGUGUUCCGGCAGCUGGAGGAGCAGCGCGAGCGGCCCGACCUCCAGGGGCCUAAACCACUUAAACGCUUCACACCGCCCCCUGACGGCGAGGGUCGUCGGUUCGAGUACUCGUCAUCUUGUGAUGAAGACGAGGACGAAAGUGAUGAAGAGCGCUACGAACGCGCUUGUGAGCAUGACGAGGCACUGCAACAGGCCCAACAGCUGGCCAGGACCAAGAGCUUCCGCGAUCGCUUCGAGAACUGGUCGGAGAGCGAGAGAGACGUGGAGCCACGACCGCCCUCCGACCUGAUACCGAGGGGGGAUGACGAAGGAGAGUCACAGCUCGAGACCGCUAAGAGUUUACGUGAAAAGUUCGAAAACAUGAAGGUGCAAACCACGACUAUUACAAAAACAUUUGCGCCCAAAGUUAAUAGAUUCGUGUGACCAUCGAGUGAAAACCAACCGCCUCAAAAUUACCAAAGCAUUACAUUAACACCAUAAAAGAUUUAAGGGUCUUGCCACUAAUAUAAGAAUCUCAACAAGAGAUCUGAUUUUUUUUACUUUUGACUAUAUUUACAAAAAUAUACUCAUUUACGUGUCUUCUCUAUAUCAUUUUUGAAAAUACUAAUUUUAUUAGAAGUAGUCGUUUUUCGUUGAUUCAUUUGAUUAUAUGAAUCAAAGUAACGAUUUGAUUCAUAGAUACUUUUCUUUCCUUUUUUUUUAAUUCAAAUUAUCUAUAGUUAAGGAUGUCUAGUCUAAAAUAAUGUUGAUAAAACGUUUAAGUAUUAAAUUCACAUUUUAGAUAUUACAAAACACAUUUAUAUAUUAAAAAAAAUGAUAAAAAUAAAAUAUUUAUAUUCGAUGUAGGACUGAUAGUUAUUGCAUUUCGAAUCUGGUGCCUUAAAUGUGCAAUUAAUUUUAUAUUAUAAACAUCUGUGUACUUUUUCGAUAUAUUUAUCAUAAAUAUAUAUAAGUUACAUAGUUUUCAAGAUUCUUACUGUUAUAUAAAUAGAUUUAUGAGGCAUUGUAAGUACAUAAGUAAAAUUGAAAUUCUUAACAUUUAUAAUAAUUAUAUCUGUGGCUUCCAUAUGCUCAAUAUUUCGUAAAAGUUAUAUAAAUUAUAGUAGAGAUUAGGAUCAAUAUUUAUAUCAUAAUUUUGCUUUCUUGCCUGUCUUAAUUUUCCUAAUUUAUGCAAAUUCUUGCCAAUAUUGUAUAAAAAAAAUAACUUAAAAUAUAUUUCUAUCUUUGUAUCUUGAUUUUUGCGCAUUAAAAUCUAUCUUCAAAAAUGUGCGUAAUAUUUCGAAUCAGAACGUUGUUGUAAGGAAAAUGAGAUUUUUUUAAAUUGAAUAAUUUUUUAACAAAUGCUCGUUACGUUUUUUUAUAUAUUUUUUCUAUCUUAUGUGCCAUUGCCGAAGUCAAAAAUCGCAUAAGAAUUGAAAAUUUUGUUUCAUUGAAAGCAGAAGAAGAAAUUUUUACUCUAUGACAAUAGCAACUAUACGUAUGACAUAAUAAUCUAGAAUUUUAUUUAUUUGAAAAUAUUUUUAAUAAAAUAAUGCAUGUUCAUUCAUUGUAAUCGAAAUCAUUUUAUAUUCCUAUUAAGUUAUCUGACUGACUUUUUAUUGUUUGUACUUAAAUACUGUUUUGUCGGUGUUUUGUUUUAAUAUAUUUCAAAACUGCGAUAUUUAUAAGAAAUAAUAAAGAAAAUUAUUUAAAAUCUC
Molecule: messenger RNA, 3282 nt
Organism: Melitaea cinxia (Glanville fritillary)
Lineage: Eukaryota; Metazoa; Arthropoda; Insecta; Lepidoptera; Nymphalidae
Product: LIM and SH3 domain protein Lasp
Exons: 17
Coding region: 104-2008 (634 amino acids)
Biological process (GO): actin cytoskeleton organization
Cellular component (GO): cytoplasm
Source: RefSeq, a predicted model, not a curated record